This is a messenger RNA of Osmia bicornis bicornis, 4519 nucleotides long. RefSeq lists its product as uncharacterized. The coding region runs from base 1753 to 4278 and encodes 841 amino acids. NCBI's taxonomy places the organism in Eukaryota, Metazoa, Arthropoda, Insecta, Hymenoptera, Megachilidae. The record is from RefSeq and is a predicted model, not a curated record. The transcript has 6 exons. Gene Ontology annotation, molecular function: biotin binding.
UGUUUGAAUAAAUACAAAUUCGUAGAUUUCUGCAAGCAUCAUUUCUUAAGAAAUGUUUUUUAAAUCCAAUAGGAGUUUGUUCCACUCGAAGAGCGUAAAAAUCGCGACCUUUGGUAUUCUUCCUGAGCUUCCUGAAGAUGCUGUACUCGAGCCAAGGGUUACCUAAGUAAUUAACGAGGUAUCAUUUCACAAUUCUAAAGUAUCAGCCUACAUUAACCAUUAAGGUGAUUAAAAGUGUCUGUUCCGCAGUAAAUAUUGACUUCCUGUCGAAUUAAUUUCCGACCGCCUCGCGUUCCGAAUCACGUUCGUCGAAGCGGCUGUACGCGCGCCAAGGUUCGAUUAAACAAUUAGAAAUACUCAAUUACGCAACAGCAAAGAAAUCGAUCGUUUAAAAAUACCAUCGAUUUCACAAGUUUUCAAUCGUGAUUUCGAUUCGUCCAACAUUCCCUAUCGUGAUCCGCUACAUUCGUAAGCUACAAAUAUGUGAAAAAUAAUUCAUCUUCCAGGAAAGCUUAAUUUCCUCGACGUAUCUACUUAUCCAUCCGCAAAGUGACAGAGUGAAUGAUUUUAUAGGGAACCCAGAAGACGCAAAGCGAUCCUCAUUCCGAUGCACAUGCAAUAUAACCCGAAGAUCGGUUGUACUUUCGGCUGGUUCUAAUAAUAAUCGAUGCCUAUGUGUCUCCAGGGAUCUCGUUGCUGGUCCACGCCGAUAUACGUGUUGUAUCCGUGAUGCGUUUUGUACCGACCGUAAUUUCUCCGACAGGCUGGCCGCUCGUUACUUGUCCUUUUUGCUGCUCACAGCCGGCUUCUGUCCGGCGCCGAUGGUACUUCGACGGAUCGUUGGGAGUCUAUUUGCGUUCUGACUUGGUUUUAAUACGUGCACCAUGCGGCCUAAACGUUGAUGCACUUUUACGACCGGUGAAAUACAGGGUGUCUGAAAAAUAUGGUAUCCUUAAUAAAUUUGCAUCGGAAGAAUUUGACAAAAAUUACAUUACUAAUAAGAGUUUAAAAAAAAUAAAAUUAUAGUUAUUGUGUGUUUUAUAAAUUGUCCAUUUCGUCUGCAACAACAUAAUAUAAUUUCUACAAUAGCUUUUAUAAUAAAUAAAGAAGGAGUAACAUCUAAAGGCGAUUUCGUGCCGAUGAAAUAGAUGGCUAUAAGUUCAUUUCCGUGUUAUUAACGCAGCCUAGCAGCGUGUAGGACAUUCAUACGUAAUAUCUGACUAAUUGAGGCCGACGCGUGUACUUGGCAAUAAUCCAAGUCGCUUUGAUCACCGGCAAUCUACCUUACGCGAAAGCUACACACGUGUGCCCAUCUAUACGCACGUGUUCGCUUAAAUAUGUAUUCAUGAAUUUAAGUACGAGCUCGUGUUAUCCAAACGGAGCAAAACCGAUGACUAAAGACCGCUUGUACGCGGAAGCAGAGUACAGAAUCGGAUUUCCAAAGAAUCGAUCGCGAUAUGAUGGAGGAGAAUUCUGAUUUACCGAUCAGAUGACAAAAGUUGGUCGUCGAGAAACGAGCAUCGAAUCUCGUGCGAGCGCUUUUCGUGAUCGUUUAUCGGACAUGUGUCAACGUGCAGGAAAAACUGUUCAUCGCGACUGAUCAACGAAGAAUUGCCAUUAGAAUUAGGUAAAAAAAGUGAAUUCGAGUAAAUUGCGAUGAUAACGAUCGAGAUAAAAGCUUGAAGAUUCACCAGUGUUCGCUGAUUCAAUGGCACCAGCACCAAUCUUUCCAUCGAUUCACCUUGCAGAGGAAUGCUGCUGAGUUUAUUCAGGUUGACCAUGAUCGUUUCGCUACUAAUCAGCGCAGUUUGUAUCGAAAGCAACGUAAGAUCAUCAGAGGAAAACAAAGCAGAGGUAGAAUCACCUGAACGGCGCGAUGUUUUUCUGAAAAAAGACACGAUUGUCAACCACGAUGAAGAUUCCCAUAUGCAGAAACGGCAAUCGAGCAAACACAACAGAUACUCUAGCGAUCAGGAUCCGAAGGCACGUAGAAGCAGUGUCCAUUCGAUGGAACGCAGAAUAUCUCGAGCAGGUGACAAGAGUUUGGCCAACAAGAUGGCCAAAGAUGCGUUGCAGUCUCCGAAGAUGCAGGAGACAAUGAAGAAGCUCACUCGAGUGUCGAAGCCUCGUAGUAAUCUCUAUGCGUCCGUGAAGUUGCCGGCUUCGGGAAAGGUUGGAAUGAAGAAAUCCCGCAGUGAACAUCAGGACGGGCACAUUGGACGAGGAAAGAAGAAAAAGAGAAGACACCAUCGAAGAUUCAAAAAUGGGCACGCUGAAUGGCCAAAGGGGGGGUCUCCCAAGAGAACGUCGAACCCUGGCAGCAAAAUUAACUCGUCUGCGAAGAAAGUAACCGGAAGAGAGAAAUAUUUAAUUAAACAUAAUCAAGGAAUGACCGAUAACAAAUCACGAGACAGACCUACAACAUCAAGAUCAAACGAAAAUGUUACCCGUGUACACGUAGAAGACAAUGAUUACGUUGAUUUCUCCUCACCGUUGAUCACUAAACCUUCAGCGUUGUCGAGUAAAUCAGCGAAAACCGAAGGUUCCGUGAAAUUACAUGGUAACGAGAGAAUGAUCGACAGUUUGAUGCGGACGACAACGAGGAAUCCUUUAAAAAAGAGUCCCGGUGACCAAGGAGUAGAGUACUCGGAUUAUUACAGCGACGACGAUGUCCUCCGCGACAUGGCAGCGAAUAAAAUCCCGAUGCAGAUCGUUCAAUCCAUGUAUCCCAACGAUCGUAUCGCGCGCGAAAUUCCGUACUCUAGAUCUCUUCGUCGAAUCGACAGAAACGUUCAGGCGUAUCGUCGAGGUCACCCUGGUCGUAGAAAAAGCUUCAGGUACCCUGGUAACGGUUUUAAACGUUCCCAUCGUUUUCAAAGAUAUCCGAAAGGCAAACGACUCGGGGGACCGAAUCAGUAUUCUCAGUUCCUCAGAGCGGAUAGAUACGAUCAAUCGGACCCCAGGUGUCUUGUCAGCACCGAGGAAGUUCUGGAACAGCCGCAGAUAUCAGAACAGGAUGCUGUUCUUGACGUGGUACAAAACAAUAUCGGUGAUAGGAGAAUGAACAAUGAAAUUCACCAGCAGAAUCCUCGUCCAUUGAAUCGUUUCGAUCAAUACGGGAUGCCUCAGGACGAUUUCAGAAACUUGGAAACAAACGAAGGUGUCGAACCAAGGCGGAACCCGCUGCGUCCUAAUAGUCUUGAAAUACAAAACGUGGAAAAUGAUCAGCCAAUAGACACGAAUUUCGACGAGAAUACGUUAAAUCAACCUCGGAUAUCAGGUACAACGGAGGAAGAUAUCGCAGCUCAAUCGCAGUCUAGUUUCUCUGCAGGCCAGUCAUACAACAAUCUCGACGACACACAGGAUCAAUCUAUGAAAAGUGCUUCAAUACAGGGGAUAAAUAACAUUCCUCAAACGUACGAUAACGCGAUGGAUCAGCCUCUUGGAAAGAUCCUGGAGUCUCUGGGCAUCAACGUCAGCACCGAGCCCAGUAAUUUAAAUCAGAAUGAAAAUUUGGAGGACAACAUAGCAAACUCUGACUAUCUUAAUCAAUCAGAGGAACAUCUUUUAAGUCCCAGUUAUCGAAAGCAAGAAUUUAAAAGUGAGAAUAGAAACGAAGACAAGGAGGAGCACACGAGAGGACACGUAAUUCAAAAUGAAGGAUACGAAAACGAGUUCUUACCGUACACGGAUAAUCCACUCCUUCCUGCACACAAUAUGAACAUUUCCAUCGCUGUGCAAGACACUAAAGAGAUCGCCAAUCAAAUACUGAACACCAUCAUGGAGGAACUGGAAGAAUUGAAGCUGGAUCAUUCAAAGAACAAAAGGAGAGACGGCUUACCUUGCCGUUUGUCAGGGUCCUGGUCAACGUCUCAGGCCGGAAUCAAGCUAGAGAUGAGGGUCGUGAAUCGAAGUAUAAUCGUGACGGUUACGGAGCUCGCGACACCCCGUUUUCACGGAAGUCUGAUCAACGGAACGUGGAACGUUUCCGGUCACGCUCCGUUUAAACGUGGCGCACCCUUCACUCUGAUCGCCACGGAUAACAGUACCAAGUCGAUAGCUGUGUUCGUCGGUGCCUGCAGAGUAUGCCAAGGAGUGGACACCAUAACAGGUGUUUGGUCUGUUGCUCGACAGCCAAACGAUUGCAAAGACGCCCAGGUUGCCACGAGUGUCUUCAAUGAUGUCUUCCGGAAAUCUAAGUUGUCCAGUUUAAAAGAACACCAGAACUCGACCACGACUGAAAGCUCGACACUGAAGCACGAGAAAAGGAAGAGUUAGAAAUGUUUUACCACUGAAAUCCGUAUGAUGCGGAAUAUUUAAAAACAAAGUGACAUUGGAUAGACAAAGUUGGAACUUAAGGGAUGAAAGUAUAAUCGAAGAUUGAUUUGAUUUUGCAGAUGUAGACAAUGAUUCACAUGGAUAAUCGUAUCUCGAUAUGACAAGCUACGUAUUCAAAAAAAUGUCGAAUAUUUUGUAUUAUGAUGUAAGUAGUUUCUAAUAAACUCAACAUUUUAUACUA